AUGGCAUUGGUCACAAGAUUAGGCUCUGAAUAUCCAGUUGUGAUUUUCAGCAAAAGCUCUUGUUCCAUGUCUCAUUCGAUCAAGUCACUUUUAAGCAGUUUUGGAGCAAACCUCAGAGUUUAUGAGAUUGAUGAAGACUCAAAUGGCCAGCAAAUGGAAACGGAACUCAAGGCAUUAGGACGCAAGCCAAGCGUUCCAGCUGUUUUCAUAGGGCAGGAACUAAUAGGCGGUUCGAAUGAAAUUUUUAGCCUCCACCUCAAGGGAAAGCUAGUUCCAUUGCUCUUAAAUGCUAAUGCAAUAUGGCUGUAA
This is a messenger RNA of Daucus carota subsp. sativus, 309 nucleotides long. Its product is annotated as monothiol glutaredoxin-S2. The coding region runs from base 1 to 309 and encodes 102 amino acids. The record is from RefSeq and is a predicted model, not a curated record. Lineage: Eukaryota; Viridiplantae; Streptophyta; Magnoliopsida; Apiales; Apiaceae. The transcript has a single exon.